This is a messenger RNA of Zymoseptoria tritici IPO323, 843 nucleotides long. RefSeq lists its product as uncharacterized. The coding region runs from base 1 to 843 and encodes 280 amino acids. The transcript has a single exon. Lineage: Eukaryota; Fungi; Ascomycota; Dothideomycetes; Mycosphaerellales; Mycosphaerellaceae. The record is from RefSeq and is a predicted model, not a curated record.
AUGCCGAUCCCGCCUGGCCAGAAUCCCUUCUUCCUAACGAAGGCGCACGAUGUCACCAAUGCAGGAUCUCCACAGCCGCCUCGCAAUCAGUCGCAUCAACAGGCGGCUUUUCCACCACGGCCGGCAUCUGUCCCUCCUCAACAAGCAGCUCCACCGCCACGACAGGCGAGCUUCCCGCCACGGCAGACGUCUCUUCCACCGCGACAGGCGUCAUUCCACUCGCCUCAACAAGCAGCUCCUCCACCACGACAGGCGUCCUAUCACCCGCCACGACAGGCGUCUGUCCCACCUCGACAGGCCUCUUAUCACCCACCACGACAACCGUCUCUCCCACCUCAGCCCUACCAAAACCCCGGCAUGCCACACUCCCCUCGCCCAUCGAAUCAUCCUCAGCUUCAGCAGCCCGUAGUACCCUACAAUUCAAACUUCCAAGCUCCCAAUCCCAACGUCCGCGGCAACACGCCUGGCCCUUCCCCUCCCAACGCUCACGCCAACCUCCGAUGGCGAGUCCCCAAACCCGGCACCCCUAGACCCAAACCACCCUCUUUCAACCAACAAAUGGCACGCAUGAAUCCGAACUAUCAAUACCCAUUUCCACCGCCACAGCCUCAAAGGCAGAAGCCAGGGAAGAAGAAGCGGAGUAAGCCGAAUGCGAAGAAAGAUGCUUGGCGAGCAGCGGAGGCGGCGUCGAGGGCUGAGUGGGAGGUGGCAGGGCCGCAGAUGGGGCAGUCGAGGAGAGGUGGUAGGAGAGAUCGCAAGGCAGAGAGAAAGGAGUAUGUGGCCGGGCUGAACAUGGAGGGGAGCUGGGGAAACAAGAAGAGCUCUUGUUGUGUGAUUAUGUAG